Molecule: messenger RNA, 576 nt
Organism: Paramecium sonneborni
Lineage: Eukaryota; Ciliophora; Oligohymenophorea; Peniculida; Parameciidae
Source: the annotation of a GenBank genome assembly
AUGAACUGUUAAGAAUAUAUUCGCUAUUCAGAUAUUUUAGAUGGCAAAUAUGAAAUUGAUCAAUUAGAAUCCAUACAUAGAACAGACUUAUAUCGAUCAACAAGUUAAGUUUAAACCAAUCAUUAUAAAGAUUUGAUACAAGACUUGAUCUAAGUAUGAUAUUCAUUUAUCAAAAGGCUUAAAGUAGAUGUGCUGAUAAUAUCAAUCAACUUGGUUACAUGCUCAAUUAGUAAUCAAGCAAGAGAUAUACAUAAUCAGAUUUUUCUACUCCUAAACUUAAUAUGUCAUAAGUCUCUCAGUUUUCAUAAGUAUAAACACCUAACAAAUUAAUAUAAAGUAAUUCUGCAUAACCACAAUUAUUGAACUAAUUAAACAAUGAGUAAUCAUUAUUCAUAAGAUUUUAGCAACCUUUUGGAUCAUAUUGAUAAAUUAAUUAAAAUUAGAAAGUUGGACUAAUCUAUACUAUUAAGAAUUAUAAGAAAGCAUAUGAAUGAAUGUCCAUAUUUCGUAUAAUUAGUCAAGCAAGAGUUUCGUAACAGUAUAAAUAGUUUGCAAUGAUUAUUAAUGUACUUGGAG